CGCGGGACCCAUGACCUGUCUUAAAAGUUCGCGGAUGUCCCGGUGCUGAUUCAACCGGACCCCACUCAGCAGUUCACCGUGGAGGUGGAUGCCUCUGAUUCUGGGGUGGGAGCGGUUUUGUCCCAAGUUUCACCCUCCGAUCACAAGCUGCACUCUUGUGCCUUUUUCUCUCGCCGCCUGUCGCCCGCGGAGAGAAAUUAUGAUGUGGGUGACCGCGAGCUGCUGGCGGUGAAGCUGGCCUUAGCGGAGUGGCGCCACUGGCUGGCGGGAGCUGCCCUUCCAGUCGUAGUAUGGACAGACCACAAGAACCUGUCCUACCUGCAGGCAGCCAAGCGGCUGAACCCACGGCAUUCCAGGUGGUCCCUUUUCUUCUCCCGGUUUAACUUCCUCAUCUCUUACAGACCUGGAUCGAAGAACGUGAAACCGGACGCCCUCUCCCGACAGUAAUCCUCGGACAACGAACCUGCACGUAGGCAAGGAAACUAAAAUCUAACAUGACAAGCUUAUGCUAUAAAAAGGUAGAGAUAUCUACAAUUCUUUGACUUUUGAAACCUUUGGACCGGCUCCACACAACAUAUUACCUAACUGAACUAGAGUUCAAGGAGUAAGUUGUUUAUGAUUGUUUUCAUUCACUCUGCUUUCAUUUUGUGAGCAAAGACACAGCAGAAGGACUGAACUAACUUGUUUCUGGAAACAAAAUGAAUAAAACUCACUGUCCUCGACCGGAUAAGAAACUUUUCGAACAUACAGUCCUGCCUACUCUUUACAUCUUGGUAUUUGCUGUUGGACUGGUCCUGAAUGUAUGGGGAAUGAAGUCUUUGCUGCAUAACUGGAAGAAACUUCGUCGUAUAAACAUUCUUGUUCUUAACCUUGGACUAGCAGACAUUUUAUAUCUGCUGACACUCCCCUUUCUCGUCGUGUACUACCUUGAAGGAAGCAAAUGGAUCUUUGGAGAAGGAUUCUGCAAGGCAACAAGAUUCUCUUUCAACUUGAAUUUAUACGGGAGCAUCGGAUUCCUCACCUGUAUAAGUGUGUACCGGUACCUGGCUAUUGUACAUCCAAUGAGAAUGAUGGGGAGAUUAACUACGACUCACUCUGUGGUCAUCUCAGCCGUGGUUUGGAUUCUGGUGAGUGUUCAAAGUCUUCCAGACAUGUUCUACCAAAAAACAUAUCCAAACAUAUCAAAAUGCUUUGACACCACCUCUAAUGAACAUAUUGAGAGUUACCUGGAUUACAGCCUCACCUGGACCUUCUUUGGAUUCUGCAUCCCUUUUGUCACCAUUGUAGGUUGCUAUGGACAUGUGACUGUUGUUAUCUGCCGUUCAAAUAUGAUGAGAAAAGACCAGAAACGACAAAUCUUAAAACUGAUGGCUCUACUGAUUCUUCUGUUCUCGCUUUGUUAUGCGCCAUACCAUAUUUUCAAGAACCUCAGUCUGUAUUCCAGAACCCUGAGUAAUGAGAAUCAAUGCCCUAAGUGGGACUCUGGAGUCUUUAUUGCCCGUCAGACAAGUCGAGGUCUCGUGUGCCUGAACAGUGCUCUCAACCCGCUGGUUUACCUCCAAGUAAACGAGGAUAUGGGUGUUCAGUUCACACAGCUGCUGCAAAGAUGUUCACAGAGUUUCAGUUGUUUGUUGGAGUCCAAAUCCAGGUCUGUACCGGUACCACAGACUGAACAAGAAGCUGACAGUCCUCUAUGACAGCAGGUGUAGUUUUUCUUUGUUAAUCAUGUCAUGAGGUGAAUUUUUUGACGCUCUGUUUGGUUUGUAUUGUUCCAACUGGUUGAUUCUAGAUUCUAAUUAACAAGUAAUGAAGGUAAACAUUUUAACUGUUGCUGUUGGAGUUAGGCCUGUCACCAUGACAAAUUUUGCUGGGCGAUAAAUUUUCCCAGAAGUUGUUCCGAUAAACAAUGACAUUGUUGUUUUGAGACAUUUUUCAAGUAAUAUAAUGGUAAUGGCAUAAUAGUGCAAGAACACAUCCUCAAAGAUCAAUAAACUUUAAUUCUAAUGAACAUUUAACACUGGAACUGGAAGACAUUUUAAAACUAUUAACCAAAGCAACAAAUAUAUUGAAUUAUGAAGUUUCUGUAAACAAAAUUGUCCUUCAAAUUAAAGGGCUAGUUGAGACCAAAGCAACACAUUGAAGAGUUGUCAUCCAGUUUUGGUAUAAAAAGUGCGAGAAAAAAGAAAAACUGUAAAUCAAGCAAAUAAAAAUGAUCAAACGUAGCCGUGCGAUGUUAUUACACUAGAUUGUCAAGUUAGAAGCUAAAUAAUAUGAGCACGGGCAGCUUUUAUUUUGAAAAGUCGACAGGCGGUGUGGAACACUGUGAUGAAAAAGCCUGUUUUUGAAUUAUUAUUUUCUGCUAUUUGAAUGCAGGUGUGUGAUGUUUCAUUACUUUUGGUGUGGGAUUAUUUCAUUUAUUAUUUUUUUGUCUUAUUCAUGUACUGUUUAAGAUCAUUAUGCUCAUGCUUGGGGUUAGUUACUCAUUAUUGUUGCAAUUAUUUUUAUUUUGUAAGGUAAAUGUGUUAUUUUACACAAGUCGCACGUUCUCUUUCUGUUCGGAUUCCGUGGGAGAAAGUGCUGUGGAACACUGUGAUGAAAAAACCUGUUUUUGAAUGACUAUUUUCUGCUAUUUGAAUGCAGGAGCAUUAAAAGUGCUUUCAGAUCA
Messenger RNA from Xiphophorus couchianus (Monterrey platyfish), 2665 nucleotides. RefSeq names its product P2Y purinoceptor 1-like. The transcript has 2 exons. The coding region runs from base 699 to 1697 and encodes 332 amino acids. Gene Ontology annotation, molecular function: neuropeptide receptor activity. NCBI's taxonomy places the organism in Eukaryota, Metazoa, Chordata, Actinopteri, Cyprinodontiformes, Poeciliidae. Gene Ontology annotation, biological process: G protein-coupled receptor signaling pathway. Gene Ontology annotation, cellular component: membrane. The record is from RefSeq and is a predicted model, not a curated record.